Molecule: messenger RNA, 710 nt
Organism: Panicum hallii
Lineage: Eukaryota; Viridiplantae; Streptophyta; Magnoliopsida; Poales; Poaceae
Product: auxin-responsive protein SAUR71-like
Exons: 1
Coding region: 104-469 (121 amino acids)
Biological process (GO): response to auxin
Source: RefSeq, a predicted model, not a curated record
CUGCUCCUGCUCCGGCAUUGCAACCUGACUCCCCCGCCUCGAUCUCCACCGUCGCCGCGCGCGCGCGCCCGUGAGGCCGUGGGCGAGCCGCGGGGCCUGGCCCAUGACGAUGAAGGGGCUGCUCCGGUGCGUGUCGACGGGGGCGUGCAGGGUGGCGCCGGGUGCCGUGGCGGAGCCGUCGCCGGCGUGGCACGGGGCCGGGGGGAAGGUGCCGGCGGGGCACGUGCCGGUGGAGGUCGGCGCCGAGGGGGAGGAGACGGAGCGGUUCGUCGUCCCCGCCGAGCUGCUGGGGCGCCCGCCCAUCGCCGAGCUGCUCCGCCGCGCCGCGCAGGAGUACGGCUACGCGCGCCGGGGCCCCCUGCGCAUCCCCUGCCCCGCGGCCGCGUUCCGCCGCCUCCUCCGCGCGCUCGCCGGGGCCCGCGCCGGCGACGGUGGGCUCGCGGUCGCCUACCUCACCGUGGUCGUCUGAGAUCCUCCUCCUCCUCCUAGCGUAGCGGGGUAGCGGUUCGAUUUCCCUGAGGCGUGUGCUGUGCAGGCGUGUGCUGUCAGUGUUCUUGCUCCUCUAGAGGUUCCAUUUGCUUCUUCUCUUCUCUCCUUUUUUGUGUAAUAAUAUGUAUGUAAAUAUGUAAAUCCGUAUCGAAGAUAUGUUCAUUCGAUAUACUUGUAGCAUAAAUCUUCGCCCUUCACCUGCAAAAAAAAAAACUUCGCCC